AUGUCGAUCGCGGUAGCUACCCCGCGACAUUGUUUUGGCCUCAAGGCCGAUGUUGCUGAUAAUAUUUGCUAUCUGGAUGAACAAACGAUCAUUUACCCGUCUGGAUCGAACUGCAUUUUGUUCAACAUUGACCAGAAAUCACAACGGUUCAUACCUGGAACAGAUAAAAGCGCUGGAAUGACAUCCAUGGCUGUUAGUCCAAAUCGAAGGUACGUCGCCAUCGCAGAGAAAGGGGAGAAAGCAACCAUAACUAUUUACGAUCUGAACACGUUAAGAAAGAAGAAAGUGCUCAGUUCUACAGAGGUUCAAUCUAACGAGUUUGUCAGCUUGGCUUUCUCGCCAGAUUCUAAAUAUCUUGUGUCUCAAGGAGGAAGACCCGACUGGACAUUGCUUUAUUGGACCUGGGAGAAGGCGAAAGUGAUGGCUGUUACAAAAUCUACCAAUCAGAUGAACUCACCUGUUUAUCAGGUAAUAAAUAGUACUGGAAUUCUCUUUUAAAAUGUAAUAUCUAUCUUUCUUCCGAUUGAGCGGAAAGGAAAACUGCACUCCCGUCAAAGCUUUUUGAGACAAAUGUCGAGAUUUAGAACUUGCUUAUUUGCGACAAUACUUAAAUCCUGUCAAAAUGCUCUCUCUUUCCCCUUCAUCUCUGUCUCACAAUUAUUGUUGUCUGAAAAUGAGGGAAAGGAGUAGAGAUAAUCAAACCAGUUUGAUUGUUUGGGUGGAAAUGAAUUAAAUACUAAAAAGUAAACCGACACCUUACUUUAAGUUGACAAUUGCACGAGUUCUGGUGUAUAAAAUUCUUAUGAACGAUCUCACUGUAUGUAUUUAUCACAGUUUUAUAAGUUGAGGAAGUAUUUUACUUGAAGGUAAUUAUUUAUAGAUAGAUAUCAACCAGGAGAACAUGCUUUCAGUAUUUUUAUUGUACUGUACAUUUUUUCCACUUACAUGCACAUAAAAUUAGGUAAAAAAAUUGGUUGAACCUUGAGCAACACUUGUGUCCUAAAUGAACCCAGUGAAGGUGUAUAAAUGACUCUUUUCUCUAAAUUUCCUAGUGGCUAAUUGUUAGAAUAUUGAAUAUUUGAAGUAUUCUUUAUUGUGGGCAUGAUUUUAGCCCAUCGAGGAACUACAAUAUUUUCAGUGAUUUUCUACUGUGUACAAAGUUACGCUAUUGAAAAUCACCAAAAUGAGUUUAACCCUGUUAUCCCCAGAAUUGAUUAAGUUGUAGCUUCUCCCUGUAAUUCCAAUAUGUUCCCUAAUGCAAACAAGUUAAGGGAAUAUUCAAGCUUAUCAGCAAGAGGGUGUUGUGUGGUUAUAACACAAAAUUCUCCUGUCUAAUUCACAAGGAUCUGUUCAGCAGUCAGUUGGGAGAAAUACUGAUUAGAUCUUGGGACUUACAUAAUCAACCAAGAACUGCAGCUGUGGAUGAUUAGGGAUGAAGAAGAUUUUUAUGUAUUUCAAAUGACCAACUUGAUGUAGCCCAAUGAGGAAAUUCUGUUUUUUGUUUUUUUUUUGUUUUUUUGUUUAAUACUUUAAGCCCCACAUUUGUGGUGAAUUUACCCUUAAACACCAAAGAGCAGUAAGCAUCUAAUUUCUCCCAAUGGCAUCAUCCUGUAAUAAAAAUGGUUGCAAACAUAAGAAGCUCUUGGUUGUUGGACAAAUUGUCCCUGUAUGUACGAUGAUGAUAGAGAGUGCAUAGGGAACAGUAUGAAGAACUUGCAUAUUGAUGUUAGGGUGUAAAGGGUUAAUUUAUAAUAAAAUCUUCCUUCAGGUGGUUUUGAACUAGAAAACUUUGUAUAGAAAACCCUUGUAAUUUCACUUUUGCUGUUUUUUUUUCUUUUUUAGGUGACAUUUAAUCCUCAGGAUAACACUCAGCUAUGUGUGGUAGGGAAUGGAAUCUUCAAGUUGUUUCGUUACAGUGAGGGUAAUCUUAAACAGUUUGCUUUCCAGAAAAUGGAGCCACAAAACUUCCUCUGCCAGGCAUGGGUGUCAGAUGAAAGAAUCAUAGCUGGGACAGAUAGUGGAAGACUUCUGUUGUUUGAAUCAGGAGAACUGAAGAGUGAAUUUCAUGUUGGUGGAGGUGGGGCAAAUGCUUCUGCUCCCACAAGGUAUGAGUCAGUUAUUGACGUCAAAAGAGUGCAAAAAAGCAAAAUGGUCAAGGUUUGAACCCUGGAUGUUGUCAUUGUGUUGUUUUCUUGGGCUCAGAACUGACAGUUCUUGUAACCCUUUUAGACGACUGAGUGGAGUGUGGUACUGUGAGAUGAAAGUAUCUUUGCCCAAGAAUAUGAUACAAUGAGCCUGUUAGGUCUUGAACCUGGACUUCUUGACCCAGACUCUACUGUCUUUAUUGUAAUGCCAUUGCGUUUUCCACCCAACAAAUAUCAGGAUUUACUUUAAAGCAGUACUUUAUGGGAUUUCCACCAUUAACAAGAAAUGCAGCCUGAACAUACAACUAUUAGAAAGUGCUAUUUUUAUAUUUAGAUAAAUUAUUUGAACACAUAAUUGACAAAAAGAUUUACAUAAAGCUUUAUAGCCUCUUACUGUCUCAAACACCCUUUUCCUCUUUGUUAACUCACUGACUUAACUAUGAAUGUGGAAGAGAUUAUUGCAGCAAUGAACACUACUUAUGCUUCCAUAUUCAUUUCUUCAUCUGCUGUUUAUAUAAUUAUAUGAUUUUCUUAUAUUUACAGUUAUUUGACUAAACUGUAUAAAUAUUUUCAAUGGCUUGCAAGGCUGAGACCCCCUUGAAUUCAAGAAGGGGGCCCACUUGACCUUUUUUGGCCAACUUCUAGAGUAAACCUUUGAAUUCAUUUUAAUGAUAUUUUUUCAGGCAAAGUAUGGCCAGUGUACCUGAAAGUGGUGUAAGCCAGGAUGCUCCUCCACAAGUCACAUGCAUUAUUGCAUUUUCGAAAGGCUUCAUCUGUUCAGGGGGAGCAGGGACAGUACACCUCUUUGAGAAAACUGAGGAAAAAGACUUCUACAAGAAGGCCAGAGAGAUUAAGAUUCCUGUCGACACGCAGAGUCCAGAUCCACAACUAUUAGAGAAUCAAGAGAUUGUCAAUCUUACUGUGAGCCCAUCAGAGGAAACUCUUGUCUGCAGCACCAAGACAAGUCAGCUGUACUGUAUCACCAUGUCCACUGCUGAUCUUGGCAAGGUAAAGAAAAUAAGGGCAAAUGGAAACAACUGUUCAUAAUAGAGAAAAUGUCUUUUGUCUUGUCAUGAGCAUGAAACAAAGAAAAUUUUUUAGUUCCCACGAGGAAUCCAAGAUCUUCAGAUUUCAGUCUAAUACUCCUCAAACUGUUUAUGAUGUAAAUUUUAAAUCAAAAUAAUUAACAUCAUUCUACAACAAUAAAAUUAAAAGCUCUCUUAUUUUCAUUAAAAGUUAUAGAAUAAAAUUGAGUCAAAUUAAUUUUAAAUAAUAUAAUUUCAAAUCAAAAGUAAAGUAAUUUAUAAAAGUGAUCAUCUAAGUACUGGUAGGCUAAAAUAUUAAAGGUCAACAUCUAUGUCAACUUUUCAUUGUAACACAAUUUUAAAGUUCUUUUCCGCUCAAGUGUGUAAUUACUUAAUUUAACCUCAAUGAGCUUUAAGAUAUUAAAUGUGAAGGUCAGAUUUGUUAUUAAAUUCCUUGAUACCUUUCACUCCAAGGAGUAACCAAAAAAUGAUUUCUCUUCCUGCAAUAUAAUUACAUUCUUAAGCAGAAUGUUGAUGAGAGGAAAGAGAAAGAUCAACCAGGACAUAAUAUGCCCUGGUUGAUCUUAUGACUUUAGUCCUAAGGAUUUAGAGUUACAAUGAACAAUAUUAUUGUUCGAUGUAACUCGAAUUCCUUAGGACUAAAGUCAUUAGAAAUGUUUGGCAGAUUGUGUGGAUAACUUUUAUUUAAAUCUUUGGAGUGGAAGGGUUAAACAUCAUAAAUCUUGUUAAUGGAAUAAAGUUUCUUUUAAAGAUAUAAAAUCAAUAAGUUCAUAACAUGGUAUUGCUUUAUUUACUUACAGAAAGGAAAGAGAGGCAAAAAAGCAGCCAGAAAAAUAACUGUAAUUGUUAGUAUAUGUCAUUGGAUAUUUUCCUUUGAGAUAUGCACAUACACAACAAACUGCAGUCACUUAUAUUUAAUAUUACAAAAACAGGCGCAUUAUAAUUCACAAAUCAAUUCAAAGCUUUCACAUCCAUCCUGGCAACCCAUGGGCAUUUGAGUGGGGGGGGGUGGGGGGAUUUUAACCUCACCUGGGUGGGGUGGGAUAUUUGAACUGGAACUUUCAAGAAGAUAAAUAUGUUUUAUCUUUUUAUAUGGACAUGUUUUUAGGUAAAAAGUUCACCUCCUUAAGCAGGUAGCUUAGAAGAAAAGGUCUACAAGAAAGUCAUGGUUGCUUAUCUUGCCUGUUACAAAAAAAUUGAUGUUCAAAUCUGACAUUUGGGUGGGGCAUAUGAACACAAAUUUGAACAAACUAACCUUGAAAGGUUUAAAUGCCCAGAGGGUUGCCCUAAGGAGAGGGGUAUGUUGAGGCUUUGAAUUAAUCAAUAGUUACAUAACUGCAACUUAAAAUGACUUACAACUACAUGUGUAAUGAUUGAACUACACACUAAAUCACAAAAUAUAUUUUGGUGAUAAUCAUCAAAGGUAUGUUCUUUCUAUCCCUAAGUUUGAAUUUCCCACUGACUGAUUAGUGAACACAUUGCCGUACAUCACUCAAAAGUUAUUAUAGUUUUGUAAUCUCUUGAGCUCUAGUAUUAUCCAUGACGUUGUCUUGAGAAACAUCAAGACUCUGGCGUAAACCAAACUAAAUACUCCCUCUUGCAUCAGACUUGUGCUGUAUAUUAUUUUCUGCACUGGUGUAUGCUUUUUUUGGAAUGAAAUCAAUUUGCUGUCAGAAAACGAACUUUCUGCAUGUUCAGGGCUGCAUCAUUUUUUUUAUCAAAAUGUAAUUUGACCUUGUGAUUUAAUAUUCCCUCAAUGUGCCUUUUAUGCUUGCAUACAUGUAUCUUGAUUUCUCAAAAAUGUACUCUGUAGGGUGAUAUUGCCACAUUUGAGCUGUUGUCACAGGCAUUCCAUCGUGGUGUUAUCACUGGUAUGGAUGUUUGUAUACGAAAACCACUGAUAGCUACUUGUGGUUUGGACAGAUCUGUGAGAAUAUGGAAUUAUGAAGUUUGGUGAGUUUUCAAUUCUUUAAGUAUUUGAUGGUCAUAUUUUCAAGGCUUUCCUUUGCUGUUUUGUUGUCAUACAUGUUGUCUUAAUCAGGUUAAAGAUUGUCAGAUUCUAUGCACUCUCCUCUAAUCAAAGAUAGACCUUUAAUUUAUUCAAAGCUCAAUCAACUCAAGGUACAUGGAUAACUUAAACUAAAUGUAGAGUUAAAUGCAUUCAGUGGUCUUUACAGCCUUUCACAAUAUAGUUAAAACGAUAAAGUUUAUGUUCGCAGGCACAAAUAUGUUUUAAAACUCUUAAACAACAGUUAACCCUUUAACUGACCCUUUAGUGACCAAGACAGAAUUUCUCCUUACAAUAUCAAUACAAUAUCAAGCAGACAAUUGAUGAGAAUAAAGAAAAACAUAAGUUGGGGGAUUAUAAGUUGAUUCAAUACCAAAUUCUCCAAACUAACCAUAGGAACUGUAUGGCAGAUAGUUAGGAGAAUUACUAAUGAGAUCUUGGAAGCUAAAGGGUUAAAGUGAGCUCUGAGAAGGGUUCAAAAUAUAAUUAUGCUCAAGAAGAUUUUUUCAUUUUAGAGGGCCUGCCAAAUUCUCUAUUUUAGCCCGCAAAAUGCGCCAUGUCACCCAACAAAUUGAUAAUAAUAGGGAUUUUGUACUUAGUUUCAAUUUUCAUCUUGCAGUUCAUUGGAGCAAUAUAAGGAAUUCCAGGAAGAGUGCUACAGCAUAGCCCUCCACCCCUCUGGACUGUACAUCUUGGUGGGAUUCAGUGACAAGCUGCGACUUAUGAACCUGUUGAUUGAUGAUAUCAGAUCUUUUAAAGAAUUUACCAUCAGAGGCUGUAGAGAGGUCAGUGUGUUUAUUAAGAUGCAGAAAGGGAGUUUCCCUGGUGAAAAUCUUUCAAGGAUCUUUAAGGAUCUUACAAGAUCUUCAUGAGGACCUUUGAGGAUCCUCUUGAGGAUCUUCAUGAGGAUCUUCAAAAUUCUUGUUAAGAUCUUCAAGGAUCCUUCAUUUUCUUGCCAAGAUCUUCAAGGAUCCUUCAUUUUCUUGCCAAGAUCUUCAAGGAUCCUUCAUUUUCUUGCCAAGAUCUUCAAGGAUCUUUGAUUUUCUUGCCAAGAUCUUCAAGGAUCCUUCAUUUUCUUGCCAAGAUCUUCAAGGAUCUUUGAUUUUCUUGCCAAGAUCUUCAAGGAUCUUUGACUUUCUUGCCAGGAUCUUUAAGGAUCUUUCAUUUUCCUGUCAAGAUCCUUGAAGAUCUUGUCUGGAUCUUCAAAGAUCUUUACAUGAACUUUGAAGAUUCUUUAAAGAUCUUUGAAAAUUCUUUGAGGAUCUUCCAAAUUCUUGUUAAGAUCUUUCAGGAUCUCUCAUUUUCUUGCCAAGAUCUUCAAGGAUCUUGUUGAAAAUUUUGAAGAUCCUUAAAGAUCUUGGAAAGAAAAUAAAAGAUCCUUAAAGAUCUUGGCAAGAAAUUGAAAGAUCUUUGAAGAUCCUGGCAAAAAAAAGAAAGAUCCUUGAAGAUUUUGACGGCCAAAUUAAAGAUCUUUGCAAGAAAUUUGAAGAUCCUUAAAGAUCUUGACAAGAAUGUCAGGAAUCCUUGAAGAUCCUGGCAAGGAAAUGGAAGAUCGUUGAAGAUCUUAGCAAGAAUGUUAUAGAACCUUCGAACUUUUGACAAGAAAAUAAGCAUACUUAAAUCCUCAUACUAAGUUAAAAAGAAAAAUUGAACCAAACAUAAAAAAAUGAAGAUAAAACUUUUUUUAUUGCUAAACGAGAAUUACCCAUCCUUUUCUAGUAAGACUACUUCUACACUAUUUCUGUUCAGAUUUUAGGUUAGUACUAAGAUUUUCAUUUUCCAAAAAAUCUGGCAACAGUCCAGCUCAAAGGUAAAAAGACCAAAAUAUAUGUGUUAAACUUGUCUAGGACUAGACUAUGACCAGACUAAGACUACUCUUACAGAGGGGGUAAACAUGAAAAAAAGGCAAACAAGAGUACUUCAAUGACUAUAUUUCUGAACCAUAUUAACCUAUAUACCAAAGGAAAGCUUAGGAAUCACACAUACUGAAUAUAACUAAUAUGUUGCCCUAAACUAAUUUGUUAUUUGACAUCAGAUCAAUUUGUCCACCACAUGGUGUGAAAAACCUAAGUAUACUUGAGAAAAGAUAACUGCACAAAGAUUGCAUGAAAUCAAGUGUUUUUUGUGUCAAAACAAAGUACUAGGGUCGUUCUUUUGGAUGAGCUAAGGAACUUUUGGGGUCGUUUAUAUUAUGGGCACAGUGCCCGUUCAAAGUUCACCGAGAUUAUUAGGUGAGUUAUUCCACAAUAUCUUACUUAAAAUUCAGCUUAUGGAGAAACUGUCAGCUUAUCCAACUCAACUCAGUAAGAGGAUACAGCCCUGAAAACUUCAGAUUAAUUGAACUAAUACAUCCUGAGGUACAAAAUAAGUGUUUUCGGUAAUUCAUAUGACAACCUCUAAAAGAGCUUUUUAGGUUGUUACACAGAACCAAGUAAAUUCACACCUUCUUCAGAAACAUGUCCUUCAGUGAGCGUCGAGGAGAAUCUCUCUAGAUCGAUAAGCCUUUAUCCUUGUCCCUGUAACACAUCAUUUGCAUCCUCACUCUCCAAGAGCUCAGAGCAAGAAUCAUUAGGCGAGGAUGGCAUCUUCAUUUUCUUUCCAGAAGUACCAAUGAAUUAUUUUCAUUAAGCCUCAGAGUCAGAGCAAUCGCGAGACCUGCUUGGAGUUUGAUUGACGAUUGCGGUUAUUUCUGUCUCUCUUUUCGCUUGUUUCUGAACUCCAGAAAACGCCUUUCCUUUACUUUUAUUUCUGUGUACAUUUUCCCCUUAGUUCCGACCAUUGUCGAUGAUAUUUGCCGUAACAACGAGCUUCUUAUGUUUUUAUGCGACCGUUAAAAAUCUCGGCGCGUAUAAAUUCCUAUCCCAUAAUGCAAAACCCUAUUUACUGUCAUGUAAGUUGUCACAAAGUUUCCCUAAAGCCUCAAGCAUGGCGUUGCUAUGCGUUAACCUUCAUUACACUUAUUGCAGAAUAAUUUUCUGCGAAAAUUCCUUGUUGUGUUUAAAUUAUCCAUAUCAGAUUAAAAAAGGAUCGUUGCAAAGAGCUGUACAAAAUCAUGAAAUGAAUCUUUUAAAGAUAUUUGGAAGAUCCUUUUCAAUUCCUUGAGGAUCUUGAAGGAUUGUAGAACAGAUUGUGCAAAGAUCUUGACUAGAAUUCUUAAGGAUCUUAGCAAAGAUCUUAGCAGGAUCCCUGACAGGUUCUUUUGAAGGUCUUUAAAAGAUCCUCAUUAAAUCCUUGAGGAUCCUGAAGGAUCCUUGAAAAGAUCCUGCAAAGAUCUUGACUUAAGGAUCCUUGUAAGAUCCUGAUCAAAUUCCUAAGGAUCCUGGCAAAGAUCUUUACAGGAUCCUUGAAAGGAUCUUUUGUAGGUCUUUAAAAGAUCCUCAUUAAAUCCUUGAGGAUCUUGAAGGAUCCUUGAAAAGAUCUUGCAAAGAUCUUGAGUAGGAUCCUUGUAAGAUCCUGAUCAAAUCCUUAAGGAUCCUUGCAAAGAUCUUAAUAGGAUCCUUGAAAGGAUCUUUGGAAGGUCUUUAAAAGAUCCUCAUUAAAUCCUUGAGGAUCUUGAAAGAUCCUCAAAAAGAUCCUGCAAAGAUCUUGACUAGGAUCCUUGCAAGAUCCUGAUUAAAUCCUUAAGGAUCCUUACAAAGAUCUUGAAAGGAUCCUUGAAAGGAUCUUUUGAGGGUCUUUGAAAGAUCCUUGAUAAAUCCUUGAGGAUCUUGAAGGAUCCUUGAAAAGAACUUUGCGAGGAUCCUUAUGAGGAUCUUUGUAAUAUCCUUUGAGGAUCUUUAUCAAAUCCUUGAGGAUCUUAACAAACGUUUUUGCUUACAAAGAUCUUUGAGGAUCUUUUACAGAUCCUUUAAAGAUCUUUUAAAGAUCCUUGUCCUUAAGGAUCUUUGGCAGGUCUUUGUCAAUCCUUGAAGAUCCUCAAAGAUCCUGUGAGGUUUUUCACCAGGGUUUAAGGGGAAGAACAGUUCCCAAACAGAAUUAUGGCCAUAAUAUCUUUUGUUGAAUGAUCCAUUUAUUACGAUUAUCAGUUGAGUGAGGCACGGAAAAAGUUUCGUGGCGGGAUUAUUACAGAUAAAGUACGGUGUUGUCACGGGCGACCUUCCUCGUUUCUAGUGAUAACCAAAUUUCAAGAACCGUGUGUCACCAACCAUCAAACCUUAAAGCCCGCCAAAAUAGGUCAAACAACUCGUUACCACUGGAAAUGAGGCUACUGUAGUUGCCCGUGACAACAGCACGAUUUUAACGUCAAAAUGUGUUCGCUAAGGUUCUGUCUCGCCUCACCCAACUGAAAAUCGUCGUAAUCACACAGUGGCAAGUAUUAGGAACAGCGACUUAAUAUUGUGAGACCUACAUGAGCCAAGUAUGUAAGAUGAAGUUUCGUUAGCAAUUUUAAUUGACUUAAAAGACUUUUAAUUCCUGAAAGGAAAACGAUUCAGAGACUUCGGAGGUCUUUAAAAGAAGUGAUUGACAUGUGACUUCUUCCCCCAAACUUAUCAGGUAGAAGUUGUUAUCUUGAUCAAGCACCAAAUUUUCGUAACUAAUUUUCAAGGAAAAAAAUGUGUAGCAGCUAAAGGGGAAUAAGUAACUCCUAGAUCUUGGCAGUUAAAGGGUUGAUACUCCUGCAUGACCAAUGCAAAUCAUAAAGUAGUUUCUGAGGCAUUCAUACCAUAGCUUAUUUCUUGUACUGUCCAAAGACCCGUUCAGGAGAUGAAAAAAUUUGUUGUACCUUGUUUUUCUAUGAACAGACCAUUUUCCUUCGCUGGUAAUUUAUAUGAGUAACUCUAGACAAAGUUCUUCCCUAAUUGAAUUAUUUUUUUCGAGGAGCCUUUCCACUUUAGAACCAAAACUGUUUUACUGCGUUAUUGAGGUUUGGGAUAAUUUUUUCUUCAGUGUUCCUUCAGUAAUGGUGGUCAUCUCUUUGCUGCUGUGCAUGGUAAUGUGAUUCAGCUGUACUCCUCCACAACCUUUGAGAAUGUUGGCAAUCUGAAAGGACACAAUGGCAAGGUAACUUAAAUUUGCGUUAACUCAUAAUAAGAGAAAGUCUUAUUUUAUGUUUUUCCCCCUGUGUGUAAGUGAUGACAUUAUUGGAUCUAGAAACCUAAAAAAAGGAAUGAUUUGGAAUAAGGGGGUAGAACCUCGGUUUUGACUCAAGAUUCUUCCUUACCUCAUCCAACGUUUGUUUCAAAUGGUUAUUAUCCUUUUAAACGUAAGGACUGUUACAUUUUUUUUAAGGUUCGCCAAGUAAUCUGGAGCCAGGAUGACAGUAAAAUAAUUUCAUGUGGUAUGGAUGGUGCCGUGUAUGAGUGGAAUGUAACCAGUUACAAGCGUGAAGGAGAGAGUGUUCUCAAAUCCUGUAGCUACACCGGUGUUUCUGUGUCCCCGGACAGCAGGACAACUUUUGCUGUGGGCUCUGACAGGACUCUCAAGGAAAUUUGUGACUCACAGGUAGGAUUUUAAGUAUAUAAACUAUAUAUACAUUGUGUAAUGACCAGGAAAAGCGUUUACAUAGUGUCGUAAUUCCAAUCGGAUUACGAACAGUCCCUUCUUUCAUAUUCACGUCUUUACCCGCAGUUCAAAUAUAUGACUUUAAAACAUUCACAGUCGUUUAUUCACCUUUUCACGGGUUUAUUUGAAACCAACUUAAUGACCAGCUCCCAUUUGGCUUGUUAGCUCAUUUGGUAGAGCGUUGCACCAGCAUCUUAGAGGUCAUGGAUUCAAAUCCCGUACAGGCCUGAAUUAUUUUCAGGCCUUAUUUUCUCUACUGUUCAAUUAGUGUUAAUUACUGCAAAGAUCGCUUUUAUAUUCAAGUCCCUCCUUUCCGGCGAAGUCAGUCGCGCGAGUGCUCGUAGUCGAAAUCAUACCGGCCAAUUAGAGGGAAGGAAAUAUCACAGCAAACUACCUGAAGCGUGGAAAAACACGAGAGGCCAACACACAAUUGGUUUUAGUUUAGCGCCUGAUUGGUAGAGAGCGUAGCGCGAAUUUUCUUGACCAAUCACAGACUGAAGCAAAGGAAAAAAGCUGAUAGUUAGCCAGUUAAUCUUUAUGGGGGGAUAGUACGGAAGACAGAGAUAACCUUCUCCCUGAAUGUACUAAAGAAAUAAAAAACGUACCGAGUGCAUUGUUGAGUUAUAUAAGCACGCGGGAAUUUUUAAGAACACGAGAGAAGUGCGGAGAAGCACGAGCCGAAGGCGAGUGCUUCUCGCACUUCUCGAGUGUUUGCGCGUGCUCGUUCUGAUGACAUAGGUUGCGUGCAUUAUAUCUCAACAGUGCACUCGUGUGACGUAAGGCGCGUGCUUUAUGGAAAUAUAAUGAACUCGUUCUGACCAAUCACGGCGCGCGCAUUUCUCUGAACAUUUUAUAAAACAUUAUACAUCAUUUCAUGUUUGUAGGACAAAAUACUGGUUCCCAUACCAAGAAUGAUCGUGCUUGUUUGUAAAGUUCGUUCUCCCUCUCGAAGUUCUCUGGUCAACUAUUCAUGAACUUGCACAGAAACAAAUGGUCUUAAUGCGUUCAUCUUAUUUUUUUCUAUCCAACAGAUUCUCCGUGAAGUUCCUGCUAAUGACAUUGUUCUAACGCAGUGUGUGAUGUCACGUUCUGGUCGAAUGCUCUUCGCUGGAACCAGUUCAGGGACACUGCGCGCGAUGAAAUUUCCGCUGACCGUUCCUGGGGAAUGGCAGGAACACCAAGUGCACUCUGGGGCAAUCACUAAGGUAACCGUAGAAUAUAAAAAGGUUUGAAAUUCGACUGCGCGUCGUAGGCUUAUUUUACAAAUUACUCACUCUUCUGUUUACCUUUUUCGUCAGAUGCGCAUGUCUUAUGACGAUCAAUACCUGUUCACAGUAUCCGAGGACGCUUGUUUGUUCAUCUUUAAAGCUGUUGAUAAGGAAGGCAGAGGGAUGAAACGAGAUAAGGAAGUGGGAUAUGCAGAGGAGAUCCUUAUCACCAAAUCUGACUUGGAAGAAAAGGUCAGCGGCUAUGAAAAUCCAUAAAGUCUAAAAAUUUAGCCUUCAGAAUUCAAGGUCGUCGUCUUCAAUCCUUGUCAAUAGAGCUGUGCAAGAGAAUAUAAACUAUAAUUUUUUGAUGUGCGUUAGUGUUUGAGCAUGUUGAUGACUCAUUGGUCGCAUAGGUGGCUCAACCUAUUACAAGGUAGUAAUAUGCAAUUUAAGAGUCCAUCCUAAGAUUUUCUUUCAAGGGUGUGGGUAUUGUGGCCCUACAAUGCCUGUUUUCCGUCCCCCCCCUUCUUUUUCAACCUGGCAUGCACUCGAGUAUUGGAGACUCCACCCAACGCCCCCGGUUGAAGUUGAAACUGUCCGUAGAAAGAUAGAUAGUAUAAGUUGCACUUUUUCGGUGUAUGGUUUUUCAUUAACAGCAAACCUUUUAUCGUUCUCUCAACUUAGAAUUCCAUGAUGGCUGAGCUUAAAACACGUGUGGAGGAACUCAAAAUGGAAAACGAGUACCAGCUUCGUCUCAAAGACAUGAACUACAAUGAGAAAAUCAAAGAACUCACGGAGAAGUUCAUACAGGAGAUGGAAUCUUUGAAAACUAAAAACCAAGUUCUUAAGACCGACAAGGACAAAGAAGAAGCGAAACACGAGGAGGAGAUAGCCGACUUUUUGGAAAAGCAUGGCAAGGAAUUGCAAGACCUGGAGUCGGCGAACAACCAGAAGCUUAUGUCAGAAUAUGAGAAAUAUCAAGAGCUUCAGGCCAAGAGCCAGAAGAUGCAAGAGGAUUAUGAACGACAGUUGACGGAAAUGGAGGAAUCCAAAGAACAAGCGUUGGAGGAACUGACGGAGUAUUAUGAGAAUAAACUGACAGAGAAAAGCGCGCAGCUAGAACAGGUAAACAGGGCUACUUAGAGACAUACACCAGAAUAGAACUCAUUCAUCCCAUAUAAUACAAAUUCUUAACCACCCCACCCUGUGGAUGAAAUCUUCCCGCUCAACAGAAGAAAUAAACAACAUUGCGCUUCCGCGCCGUUACAGUUUUGUGUAUCUGUAAAACAGAUGAUAACUGGGCAACUUAAAACAAACAACAUUUUCCUCGCCUCUCCCUUAAAGUACAACCCCUUCCCCUUCCCCUUCCCCUUCCCAAAUACAGCGUAAAAAAAAACUACACCAUCCCGUCCACCUGAGAGAUAUGACUUCAUAAAACAAUCGUCUUUAUUCAACUUACUAUUCUCUGAAGUUUGGUUAAAGCCGCGGGAGAAUGACAAGACUUCUACAGAUAAUAAAACUUAAGAAUCUUUCGCUGGUUUUCGUUGUUCUUUCUUUAGAAAGUAUAAUUCUGUUUCGUUCGAAAGUCAAAGAUUAGUUUAAGUUAAAUUAAAAACUGUGAUGUGUAUUCGUGUAAGAAGUCUUGAGAUACAUUUUUAAGUUGAUCAUAAAAAAGAAAAGGAAACGCGACAGUUGUUCCAAGGAGGCACAACGUUAUUCAAUGGAUAAAUUGCUAUCCAGUGGAUAAAUGUCAGCAAAACGUACUGCGCUCUCCAUCGGGUGUAUAUCUUAUUAGACGUUUUGAUGUGUAAAUAUUUUUAUGCAAAGUUUAGUCUAAAUAGUUUAAAUCCGUUCUUACCAUUGUUGCUGAUAUUUAUUACAGUCACAAGACGAGUCACGGCAGCAGUUACGAGAGUACGAAGAAACGAAGAAACAAAUUGAAGAGGAUGCAGACCGAGAAAUCUUGGAUAUAAAAAACAAGUACGAACGAAGGCUGAGGGAGGAGAAAGAAGCAAAUCUGAGACUGAAAGGCGAGACAGGGAUUAUGAGGAAAAAGGUAACAUCGGUUUGGCUUUUUAAUCCCUUGACCCUUAAGAGUGACCAGCAUCUAAUUUCUCCUUACAAUAUCACCCCUGAAUCAAACAUUAAGGUUAUGAAAAUAAAGGAAGUGAUCAUCAACUAAAGAAGCUCUUGAUCGUUAAUCAAAUUCUCCUUGUCAGUAGCUUAGGAAAUGUAAAGAGAACAGUAUGGAGAAUAUGCAUACUGAUGUUAGGGUGUAAAGGGUUUAUUAGAAGUUCUCCAUUGUAGUAAUUUUUAGGUUUUUAGCAGCUUCUUGGUAAUCGCGGAAUUAAAAGAAUGUGUAUCAUUUUCGUAAUUAAGGUUUGAUGUUAGAAAACGUCAUCUAGCUGUCAUCUUCCAGUUAACAUGUUAAAAAAAAGUUCUGGAAGGAAAUGACAGAAACUGAAAGCUCUCAUCAUUAGCACUUCGGCACCAGCAUCUCUUUGCACUUGGGAAAAUAUGAGAUCUUGAGUGGCGCAAGCCUCCGACACGUCUGCAAAUGCUAGCACUGAUCAUCAGUGCCAGACAUCCGACAAACCUCUCCCCAGCUCGUCUCCGAUCUUCCCGCCGAUGGAAAAAUCGCGCAUCCUGCAGCGCUAAUGAUGAGGGUCUGGUUGCUAACUAAGGUUAUCGUUGUCGAUGUCACCUUCUCAAGCUACCUUAUUUGUACUAAACAAUGUCCCUUUUUUUUUUGGUGUAGUUUACGAGUCUACAAAAAGAAAUUGACGAUUACAAAGCUGAAAUCCAACGCCAACAAAACGAGAAUAACAAACUACAAGGAGUGAUAAAGUCUCUGGAGAAGGACAUCUAUGGGCUGAAGAAGGAAAUCCAGGAACGAGACGAAACGAUUCAGGACAAGGUUGGGUGAAGGUUUUUUGUUUAUUUUUGUAGAUAAUGCAUUGGAGAAACAUUUGAUGGGUUGAUUUACGGAUUGUCUGUCUGACCGGCUAAAUGACUAAAUGACACACCGACACAUCGAUUUAUUAACCAAUUGAUCCAUCGAUCGAUUGGUAGGCUGUCUGAUUGAUUUACUGUCUAGCUGACUGACUGAGAUACCGACAGGUGACGACCGGCUUACCAACCGUCAGGAGGACCAAUGUACCGACUAACAACACGAUCCCCUGCUGAUUAGCUGAAUAACUCGUGACUGAUCCGUCAAAUGACUUUUUAUUUGCCCAUGAGACAGACAGACAGACAGAUAAAAAGAAAGGUAGACACACAAACAGAGAAAUAGGCAGACAAUCAGUAUGCUAGAUAGUAGGUCAGGACUAACAGACAGUUGUACGGUAGAUAGAAACACUGAGGCAAUCAGGGAGGUAGACAAAACAGACAGAUCAAUCAGACCAAGCGUGCACAUAACCAACGAGACAGGCGCAACAAAAAGUAAAUUAAUCAAAAGACAUAGAGAUAGACAGGCUGAAGACCGACUGAAAGACAGACAGAGACAUAGACAGGCUGAAGACCGACUGAAAGACAGACAGAGACAUAGGCUGAAGACCGACUGAAAGACAGACAGAGACAUAGACAGACUGAAGACCUACAGAAAGACAGAUAGACUGACUGACUAACGGACCGACUGAUUGACCGAUUUAAUCAAUUUGAAGAUUUUUAAAGAGUCCAAAAUCGCACCUCUGAAUGAACUUCGACCUUCUUUUCCAGGAAAAACGUAUCUACGACUUAAAGAAGAAGAAUCAAGAGCUUGAAAAGUUCAAAUUUGUCUUGGAUUAUAAAAUCAAGGAGCUGAAGAAACAAAUAGAACCGAGAGAAAAUGACAUAAAAGCUAUGAAAGAACAAAUUCAAGAGGUAGGCGACCGUUACAAGUAAAAAUGUCAUUCCGUUACCAACCUGCAGCGGGCGUUUAUCGUAUUUUCGGUCAUUGAUGAACGAAAAAUGGGCUGACCGUAAGAAAUUCCCAUGAAACACAUAAAAAUUGCAACUGAGCGACAUCCAGAUCAGCGUAAAACGCGCUGAAAGCUAGCGAGCAUACAACUCUGCGAUCAGACUUAAAGUUCUUGCUGUUGACCAUUAUUGACGUAGUUGCGCGCGCCCUGCAGAAAUGCCCGCGCGCCUCGCAGAAAUGUCAGUACGCCCUGCAGAAAUUUCUGCGCGCUCUUGCGUUGCCUCUUACUUCUCGCGCGUGCUCGUAUUCUUGUUGGGAGUUUUGGCGCGCGUUUUUCCCUAUGUGUGCUGUGUCUCAGUCUUAUUUUAACUUCGUUAUCGUCUGCGUAUCUUGAUAAAAAAAAAAAAAAAAAAAAAAAAAAACGUCCUCGACGGUCUAUUGAUAUUUGUUAGAGGAAUAAUUAUAACCUAUUGGUGUGAAAGGGUGAAGGAUAGCGAUCUACGUCACAAUUGUUGUUGUUUAUUUAUACUUGAUGACUAGUUGACCUUUUUCGGGAGACGUGGUGACCUCAUGGUUGUAGUUCUCUGGACUCCGGGUGGUGAGGGGUCUGGGUUCGAGACCGGACCGGGUCAUUGUGUUGUGUUCUGUAUUUUGUGUUUUACGCUCACAGUCUCUCGCUCCAUGGGGAAGUUGAUGAAAUAUUGGGUGAUAACCUUGCGAUGGACUGCCAUUCAAGGGAGGGGGGAGAGCAAUACUUCUUAUUGCUUCAUGCCACAUAAUCUUUAGCAAAAUGUGGGCUAGAAGCUCGAGAUUUUACCGUACUUAACAAUACUUAACAUAUUCUUGCCGCGAAAACGGAACAAGCUCUUUUGCAGUGUGGGCCACAAGCUAGAGAAGAGAUUUAACCUUGCUUUGCAUUUCCCUCUUCAACAGAUGGAGAGCGAGCUUGAACGGUUCCACAAACAAAAUACGAGCCUGGAAUUGAACAUCACUGAACUAAGACUGAAACUUAAGGCCACAGACAAAGAAAUGCACAUGGAGAGGCAAAGGGUAGGGAAAGUUUUAAACUUGGAUUGUGUUACUUGCUGAGUAGAAUUAAGCUGCUGAUUUACUCACUUAUCGGUAUUGGCUGAUUACGUUUUUUUUUCAAUUUUAGGUGCGUGAUGUUGAAGCUGUGGUGAAGAGAUUUAAGACUGACCUUCAUAACUGCGUCGGUUUUAUACAAGAGCCCAAGAAACUCAAAGAGAAUGUCAAGUCCUUGUAUCAAAAAUACGUCCAAGAUGAAUCGGUGAGGAUAACUAGUUACUAUUUUGUCUCCUAACAUCGAACAGGUAUCAAAUCUGUCUUCUGAGCAAUGAGAGUAAGCAGAAAUAAAUCAUAGAAUCAUCGCUGGUACCAUCGCUGGUACCAAGAGCGAAAAAAUAAAUUUAACUUGUACCAAGCGCGGGAAAACCUAUGAUCGAUGCUAAGUCUUUGAAAAAGAAAAUUAGUACAUCACUGUGACUGAAAUUAUAAAAUGUGGCUCAGUAGGAAAAAGGGUAUCUUUACACUAUCUGAACGAAAGUUUAUCUUUCAUGAGGAAGUAAGGAUGGUACAGUGGUGAGAGCGCUCGCCUCCAGGCAGAUCGCUGUGGCCUGGGUUCGAUUCCCGGCGUCACAUGUGGGUUCAGUUGUUGCUUCUCGUACUUGCUCCGAGGUUUUUUUCCUCCGGCUCCCCUAUUUUGAAUAUUUAAAUUGUUAAAUUUCAAUGCGCCUAUAUCUUUUGAUUUAAUUAAUUUUUUUUUCGAUUUUAGCUGGACUCAGCCGGCGUGGAUGCGGACAUUCAAAGAGAGUAUGCGCGUCAGCGAGAACAUCUUGAGAGAAGUGUGGCAUCCUUACGAAAGAAGCUUGCUAAAGAUUCUGAAAUCCACAGGGCAGAUAACGUCCGAAUUAUGCAGGUGAGGAAGUAAAAACUUUUGGACGUUGUAGGAGUUCGUUUGAGAUGUAGCUUACGAUGCACGUGGUUUUGAUGGGGUGUAUCUGCUCCUCUUGCGUUUGCUGCGCGUUCUACAUGCAUUCUUUUGCACUUAAGAUGCUGUUAGCAGCGUGGCAGACGCAUGACUGGAGCACAAGUCACGCACGAUGGAACACGCAGUAUUGGGGGAGCGUGCGAGCCCGUUUGUGUUUGUUAGGCGUUUCACUCACCUUCUUUUCGCACUCAAGAUAAUGUAAGCUGCACAGCAGGUGCACGGUAAGAAUACAAGUAACAUUUGCGACGGAACUUGCGGUUUUGGUUGAGUGUACUUGCCUGUCUUGCGUUUACUGGGCGUUUUACAUGCGUUUAUAUCGCACUCAAGAUGCUGGUAACUACGUUCCAGGCGCAUGGCAAAAAUACGUAUUGCACUCGCGAAACGAAGCCCGUGUCUUCUCUCGCGCACAUUCUGGUUUGACUUACUCAUGUCCAGUAUUACCGUCAAAUAAAGCGCCGCGACUGGACUGCGGUGCUCUUUCGGAAAUCUUUUGUUGUUUUCUCUUGUUACAUCGUUUGCAAACUCUUUAAACAUUUGAUGUCGUUUUAUUUUUCUUUUUUUAACAAAACAAAGAAACGGACAGGUCAUUAAAAAGCCCCCUUCCUUUGUUGUUUUUGUUGUUGUUGUUUUUGAAAUAUUAAUUGUAUAAAAUUGUAGAAGUAUAAGGCACCGUAUUGCACAUAUCACAUGACAUUUGAUGCAUCACACUUUACCUGAAGUAUCAUAAACACUCUCUUUUGCCAAAACGAUAGGUGAUAACUUAUCGAUACUGAGCAAACUUGUUUACAAAGAUAUCUUGUGCGCACUUCCUAUCGUAACGUCAUUUUUAAAUUUUUUUUACCUUAUCAGGAGAACGUCACUCUCAUUAAAGAGAUCAACGACUUAAGGCGUGAGCUUAAAAUCGCCCGCACCCAAGUCCACGACCUGGAAACCGCAUUAGGUGUUAUGCGCAAACAACAGCAAUUCCCCGAAGACGAAGAAAUCGGGAAUAUGGAGAACAAACGGAAACUGUCCGAGGAAAAUGUGGAAAUGGAAAAAAUGAUAGAUAUGCAGAAGACUGAGAUAAGGAAAUUGCGAGUUCAAAUAAAAGACAUGGAGACCGUUAUAAAUUCCCGUCCGCCCUCUGGCACCAGGCUUCCGCCGGUCGCUGUUGGGUAGGAUUGUGGCCUGAAGGCUCUUUUACUGAAAAUCGUGUUACAUUGUCCAGUUAUCUAGCUUUUUUUUUUUUUUUUUCGAGUUUGGAUGAUGAGAGUUUUGUUCUUGCCUUGUAAAUAGACACGUAGUCAAUGCAUUCGAGAAG
Pocillopora meandrina is the source of this 19114-nucleotide messenger RNA. The record is from the annotation of a GenBank genome assembly. NCBI's taxonomy places the organism in Eukaryota, Metazoa, Cnidaria, Anthozoa, Scleractinia, Pocilloporidae.